AUGACGAAAAAUCAUAGGCCAGGUUUUUUUGAGUCAACUCUAAACAUUUUUUCAGAAAUAUUAAGUGAUAAUAUAUAUAUUUAUUUAUUUCAAUUAAGGAGAAAACCUGCCAAGAAAAAAGAAGAUGAAGUAGAAUUAAGAGUAAAACUUGAUGAUGAUAUUAACCAAGGUUUAAUUAAACUAAUUACUAAAUAUAACUCAUUUUGCAGUUAUUAUUUUAAUGUGAUAAAUAAUAUAGGAUAUGAAAAUAUAUAUAUAAAAUCAACUCCAAACCAUUUUAUUAAAAUAUUCAAAGCUAUAGGAAUAGCUUUUAGUGGGGAAAAAAAUACUGAAUUCCUUUGUAGCUUAUGCAUGAAUGUUAAAAAUACCAAUUCUUACAUAAAUUCAAUUUCAGUAAAGGAAUUCAUUGUUGAAAAUGUCUUAAUUCGGAACUUUUUGAAUAAUUUAAUAUUUCAGAACAAUAAAGAAGUAGAUUUGAUUAAUUUAAAACUUGUAUCCAACAACAAUUUGUGUAAUAUGCAUUUGAGUGCUAUAAAAUCUAUUAGAACAGUAAAUAAAAAACUUUUGUCAGUUUUCUGUCCUUCUACCAAUAAUGUUUACUUUCCUCCAAUAAUGGACGAAGUUAUACCUAUUUGUAAUUCAAUUGUAGAAUUGGCGUGCAAAUAUUUAAAUAAUUCUAACCCUUCCUGUUGGUCGAUUCAAAUAUUGGUAUGGAUAUCUAGUUUGUUAAGAAUUAGUUAUUAUAAUGGAGUUUUCCAGAUAUUAACUACAAUGGUUUCAGUUCUAAAAAAUAAUAGUUUAAACUAUUCAAUUGCUUAUGGUGUAUUUCCAUAUCUUUGGGAAGGACUACUGGAUAUGUUUUUAUUAUUAGAUCAAGAGAUUGCAAAAUCCUUAAUCAAUAUAUUAAAAAAUAUUCCAAUUUGUGGAAUAGUUUUCAAAUCAGAUAUUUCAAAAAGGUUUUUUAUUGAAGAAAGAAUUAAUCUAUUUAUUAAAUUCCAAGAUAAACUAUCAAAUAAGGUCAGAGAUGUAGAAACAAAAAUUGGGAAAUUACUUGAUAGUAAAAAUUUUCAAAAUGAAAUGUCAAGAAAUGAUCAUUUUGAUCAAUUUCGAUAUAAAAAUUGUAAUUCGAUACAAAAUUAUAGAUUUUUAGAUCAAAACAUAUUUAUUAAACACUAUAAUUCAAAACUAAAGCACAAGCCAUACAAUACUGUGAAAUGUAAGCGUGAAUUUAUAAAUCAAUUUUUUGAAGACAAAUACGACUCAUUUCGGAAUUUUGGUAAAUUGAAAUUAAAUUCUAGAUUAAUAUCUGGCUAUUUGGAAUUCAAAGUAAUAAGGUAUGAAAAUUCAAUUUUAACUUUAAAUGCAGCAUUCAAUAAUAAAAUUUUUCGAAAAGGCGAUUUAAUACUUAUUCAACCAUUUAAUAAGCAGAUUAAAAUUCAUGAAAGACAAAUAAUGUCUUUCAGGCAACUAGCCAUUGUAUUGAAUGUUAUUUUUAUUAAGCAGUCAUUAAAUCUUGGAGGAAAGACAUUAACACUCAAAUUGAAAAUAAUUGACCCUGGGAUAGAUCCAAGUAUUUAUAAACAUUGUGUAAUCAUUUAUUUAUUGAACUAUUAUAAAUAUAAAAAAAAAACAACAUUAAUAAAACGUUAUUCAUUUAAAUUUCCUCAUCCAUAUUUGUCUUUAAUAGAAAAUACCAAUAGAGAAAUAUUUGAAAAAUUGAUUUAUAAUUCAUAUAAUGGAAAAAAUGAAGAUAACAAUAACAAAUUGAUGGUUGUUUUUUCUGAAAAACUAAAAAAUAUAUAUUUAGACCAGGAGAUUGAAAUAAAAUGGAUAUUAUUUAGGCAAGAAAUAUUUAAUUUUAAUAGUUGCUCUUUCUCAAACAAAAGAAAGGAGUUAUUUAGUUAUUUAUUAAAAUUUCCAGGUAUAGAUUGUAAUAUCAUUAAAAAAUUAUUAUACUUGACAGAAAUACAAAAACAUAUUAUAUUGUUGGCUUUAAAUUCGAUUGCAAUGGUAAUUAACAAUAUUAAUUACAAUCACAGAAUAAAUUUAAUAAGCAUGAUCACUUUCUGCAAAAAAACGAUAAACCCAAACUCAAAGAUAAUAAUUAUUGUAAGUAGGUUUGAAUAUGCAAGAAUGAUUAAACAUACACUUCAUACAUUAAACAUUUAUGCAAAAAUAUUAGAAGAAGAAUAUUUACUAUUCAAGUCAGAGCAUUACAUUAAGACCAGAACACAUAAUAUUAAUUUUAAAGAGCUCCCAGGAUAUGAAAAUUGGUUAAAUAGAGAAACCAUCAUUGAGGAAUGUGAUAUAAUUAUUAUUAACAACAUUGAAAUAAACUAUAAGUUUGUUAAAAAGAACUUUAAUAAUGAAAAAAAAUCGAGUGAAAAUUUAUAUUUAAAUCACUUAUUUAUAGAGAAUAUUGGAGUCUUAUCUAAAUUAGAUAUUUUAUUACUAUUCAUACUACCAUUUAAUAGUAUAACACUUUUUAAUAAUGAAUUUAUGAAAGAGAGAUGA
Molecule: messenger RNA, 2514 nt
Organism: Cryptosporidium ubiquitum
Lineage: Eukaryota; Apicomplexa; Conoidasida; Eucoccidiorida; Cryptosporidiidae
Exons: 1
Coding region: 1-2514 (837 amino acids)
Source: RefSeq, a predicted model, not a curated record